Hydractinia symbiolongicarpus is the source of this 591-nucleotide messenger RNA. RefSeq lists its product as uncharacterized. The transcript is spliced from 2 exons. Lineage: Eukaryota; Metazoa; Cnidaria; Hydrozoa; Anthoathecata; Hydractiniidae. The record is from RefSeq and is a predicted model, not a curated record. Bases 148 to 525 code for a protein of 125 amino acids.
UCACACUCUAUGCGUAGUCCAACAAUAUGUGGCCCGCAGCCGGCGUAGGAAAUUUAGGUUCCGUAUAGCGUGGUUACUUAUAACCUGUUAGGCUAUAGUUUUAAUUGCUAUGGUUCUGAAGCAACAACACGGAAGCAAACAACAACAAUGACAGAUAAUGUUAGAAGGGAAACAGACUCCAUCAGAGAAGAAGAAGAAGAAGAAGAGGAAAUGUGGAUGGAACGAUUGCUAAAGCUUAAAAGAAACGGCAGUCUUGACAACAUUUUCUUUGACGCAAUCAAUCCGGAAAAAAAUAUUCUUCUGACACUGAAGUCUGGCGGUGCAGGUAGAGUUGCAGCCAGAGUUGCAGCCAACAUAGAAUACCAUUUAAAAAGGGAUUCAAAGUUAGGCAAAGAACUUGAUGAAUUCCCCUCAAGUUCUCAACCAAAUGCAAUAAUGCGUAGUUUAAAUAAACUAUUUUGUCACCAGCUGACAUUUUCACUGAGAAAUGCAGAUAUACUGCAGUUAUAUAGCAGCCAAAAUUAGCACAAUUAUAGAUAAUUGCCUUGGAUAUUUUAUUAUAUGUGACGCAAUAAAAGUUAGGAACGAAAA